Messenger RNA from Hyalella azteca, 705 nucleotides. RefSeq names its product putative heat shock 70 kDa protein 7. Gene Ontology annotation, molecular function: ATP-dependent protein folding chaperone; ATP binding. NCBI's taxonomy places the organism in Eukaryota, Metazoa, Arthropoda, Malacostraca, Amphipoda, Hyalellidae. Gene Ontology annotation, cellular component: nucleus; cytosol. The transcript is spliced from 2 exons. Gene Ontology annotation, biological process: protein folding. Bases 1 to 705 code for a protein of 234 amino acids. The record is from RefSeq and is a predicted model, not a curated record.
AUGAUUCCACCUGCCAUACACGAUACCACCUGCCCCACAGUGUACACACCUGCCCCACAGUGUACACACCUGCCCCACAGUGUACACACCUGCCUCACAGUGCGACAGCCCGGCCUCCAUGCCCCCCGUGGACCCCGCACCACCGCCGGAGGGGGCGGCCGGCCGAGACCUGCGGCGAUCGGCAUCGACUUCGGGACGAGCAAAUGCUGCGUGGCUGCGGUGCGCGACGGUCGGGUGGACGUCCUGGAGAACGAGUUGGAGCAAAGGACGACGCCUUCCUUUGUUGCCUUCAACUCCCAGCAGCGACUAGUGGGCAGCGAUGCCCUGGACCAGCCCGUUGUGAACUGCGCCAACACCGUGUACGCCGUCAAGAGCUUCCUGGAGAGGACCUAUGACGAAGUGAAGGACUGCUAUUUUCCUUGUCAUAUUCAACCAAUUCUCAAAGGCCAUAGAAUCGAGUACGUCGCCCAUUACAAAAAUCGUGAUCAGAGGCUGAGACCCGAGCAAGUGGCCGCCAUGCUGCUCGGCAAGAUGAAGGACAUCGCGGAAUCCUCUCUGGGUUGUCCCGUGGACCGCGCGGUCAUCUCGGUACCGGCUUCGUUCGGCAACGCGCAGCGACUCGCGGUAAAAUACGCCGCGCAAGUCGCAGGACUUGAAAUUCUUGAGCUGAUCAACGAAACAACCGCGGCUCAGUAUUUUGGCUAG